UGGUGAUGCUAGCUUUCCCCCCUUCCCGGCGUGGUUGGGUUUCGCCUCAGCAGUUGGGGAGGGGGUGUGGAAUCGUGGAGGCGGGGGAGGGUGUCCCCUCCGCGCCGUUAAAAUGAAACUCUAGUGGCUGGAGUCCGGGCAGAGCGUGAGCGGAGCCGGUGCCGGCGGGGCUGCUUACACCCCGGCGGGAGCGCACAGCCGAGCCGAACUGACUGGACUCUCCGACGGGCCCCAAUUCCAAGGCUGCGGCAGCUUCGGUUCCGAACCCGACCGGAACGGAGCCCAAGUCCCGGCCCCUGCGGGGAUUGCUUUUUGCAGACUAGUGGGACCCCGAAACUUGAACUCAAUCCCUAACCCCCUUUUUAUGCCUGCCUUUGUCACUUCCCCGGCUUUCACCCAACGUGUUUUUUUCUCCUCCCUUCGUUCCUCCCCGCUCUUCAUUCUCCCUCUGCCGAAGGACACAAAAGUGGCUUCCGCGGAAAGAUUUGGAGGCGGUGGGAGCUUUUCUCUUUGGAGAGCGACUGUGUAGAAGGGAUUUGGGGGAACCGCUUUUUACACCUCUGCCGUCCAUCCCCCAAGCCUCUUGUACCCCUCCGAGAACAGCCCUUAUCUUGAAAGUUCGGGGGGCAUUUUGCUGGGUGCUGUAGGAAGAGAGAGGAGGAGGACCCUGUCCUCGUCCUGGUAGUUGGCUGGACUCGUACCGGCCGUUGGAAAGCCCGAAGUACAUUUCCGUGUGGAACUUUUGCAGAUCUAUAUUUUUAGAUUUUAAAUACCAGAUAAAAAAUAUAUAUGCUCUCUAUAUAUUUCCUGACGGCCUGCCCCUGACAGCGCGAUGUACAAUACAGUGUGGAGUAUGGACCGCGAUGACGCAGACUGGAGGGAGGUGAUGAUGCCCUAUUCGACAGAACUGAUAUUUUAUAUUGAAAUGGAUCCUCCAGCUCUUCCACCAAAGCCACCUAAGCCAAUGACGUCAGCAGUUACAAAUGGAAUGAAGGACAGUUCUGUUUCUCUUCAGGAUGCAGAAUGGUACUGGGGGGAUAUUUCAAGGGAGGAAGUGAAUGACAAGUUACGGGACAUGCCAGAUGGGACCUUCUUGGUUCGAGAUGCAUCAACAAAAAUGCAGGGAGAUUAUACUUUGACUUUGCGGAAGGGAGGCAAUAAUAAGUUGAUAAAGAUCUAUCAUCGGGAUGGUAAAUAUGGCUUUUCUGAUCCUCUGACAUUUAAUUCUGUGGUGGAGCUCAUUAACCACUAUCAUCAUGAGUCUCUUGCUCAGUACAAUCCCAAACUUGAUGUGAAGCUGACGUACCCAGUGUCCAGGUACCAACAGGAUCAGUUGGUAAAAGAAGAUAACAUUGAUGCAGUAGGUAAAAAACUGCAAGAGUACCACUCUCAGUAUCAGGAAAAGAGUAAAGAGUAUGAUAGGCUAUAUGAAGAAUAUACUAGAACAUCCCAGGAAAUACAGAUGAAGAGGACUGCAAUUGAAGCUUUUAAUGAAACAAUUAAAAUAUUUGAGGAACAGUGUCAUACACAAGAACAACACAGCAAAGAAUAUAUUGAGCGAUUUCGCAGAGAAGGGAAUGAAAAGGAGAUUGAACGAAUUAUGAUGAAUUAUGAUAAAUUGAAAUCCCGUCUGGGUGAGAUUCAUGAUAGCAAAAUGCGUCUAGAGCAGGAUUUGAAGAAACAAGCUUUGGACAACCGAGAAAUAGAUAAAAAAAUGAAUAGCAUCAAACCUGACCUGAUACAGCUGCGCAAGAUCCGAGAUCAGCACCUUGUAUGGCUCAAUCACAAAGGAGUGAGACAGAAGCGCCUGAAUGCAUGGCUAGGAAUCAAGAAUGAGGAUGCUGAUGAGAACUAUUUUAUCAAUGAAGAAGAUGAAAACCUGCCCCAUUAUGAUGAGAAAACCUGGUUUGUGGAGGAUAUCAAUCGAGUUCAAGCAGAGGAUUUGCUUUAUGGGAAACCUGAUGGUGCAUUCUUAAUUCGUGAGAGCAGCAAGAAAGGAUGCUAUGCUUGCUCUGUGGUUGCCGAUGGGGAAGUGAAGCACUGUGUGAUCUACAGCACUGCUCGGGGCUAUGGCUUUGCAGAGCCCUACAACCUGUACAGCUCUCUGAAAGAGCUGGUGCUCCAUUACCAGCAGACAUCCCUGGUUCAGCACAACGACUCCCUCAACGUCCGGCUUGCCUACCCUGUCUAUGCACAGAUGCCCUCGCUCUGCAGAUAAAGAGGAAGUGGGGAGA
This is a messenger RNA of Microcebus murinus (gray mouse lemur), 2234 nucleotides long. RefSeq names its product phosphoinositide-3-kinase regulatory subunit 3 (gene PIK3R3). NCBI's taxonomy places the organism in Eukaryota, Metazoa, Chordata, Mammalia, Primates, Cheirogaleidae. Gene Ontology annotation, molecular function: 1-phosphatidylinositol-3-kinase regulator activity. The record is from RefSeq and is a predicted model, not a curated record. Gene Ontology annotation, cellular component: phosphatidylinositol 3-kinase complex. Gene Ontology annotation, biological process: phosphatidylinositol phosphate biosynthetic process; insulin receptor signaling pathway.